This is a messenger RNA of Cydia pomonella (codling moth), 2780 nucleotides long. RefSeq names its product lipopolysaccharide-induced tumor necrosis factor-alpha factor homolog. Bases 1540 to 1845 code for a protein of 101 amino acids. The record is from RefSeq and is a predicted model, not a curated record. Lineage: Eukaryota; Metazoa; Arthropoda; Insecta; Lepidoptera; Tortricidae. The transcript is spliced from 4 exons. Gene Ontology annotation, molecular function: zinc ion binding.
UUGCUUUCGUGCCGCGCCGCGGAUUAUACCUGCGUAGAGAUGUAGCAUCGAUCUACAUUUGUAAGUGCUCCGAGGAAUGUUCAGAUUGAUCCCUGCCGGUUCUUUCCGCCUUCGCUCCACGCGACACCAUUUCCAUCUUCACCACUUAGAUUGUUGACACUAUAUAAUGGGCGUUUCACCAGUAUCUUCCUGCCUCGCACAGCUAAAUUGUGGAAUGGAAAUAUCGCCAGCAGUAUUUCAGAACCGAUCUUCAAACCUUCAAGCAAAGAGCAUACUCCCUUAAAGGCCGGCAAAGCACUUACAACCCCUCUGGUAUUGCGGGUCUCCACGGACGACGGCAAUCGUUUACCAUUAGGCGAUUCGUCUGCUCGUCUGCCUCGUAUAUUAUAAAAAAAUAGCUAUACAUUUUGCUUCAAUCCAAUGAAAGUAAGCUUACUUAAUAAUAUAAUUGGCAUGAGUUUUUGCAAAAUGUUAUGCUUUCUAAGUAAUAGCAUUUAUAGACUACGGUUACUGCUUACCAUCAGGCGAGCCGUAUGCUUGUUCGCUACCGACGUUGUAUAAAAAAAACAAUAGGCAGACAUAAGUAGAGGACAUUUUGUAGAUACUAUGGUCACAACAAGCAAAAGGAAAUAUUCUGGCUUUUUUUACUAAGAAAGGAUGACGUUUUGCGAAAAUCUCAAUAACGUUUCAACUGAUCAUGUUUAAAAUACAUGUAUAAAAUGUUUUUAUUUUACCAGUUUGUCGUCGUAAUUGAUGAACGAUCACAGAGCCAAGCCGCGAGAAACUAUAAGACGUAUGGUGCAGUGGUGCCACUUGGGCACCAAUAUUUUCAAGGGAAACUUAACUUUAUUACUUUCGAAUAAGAUUCAAUUUCCAAGUCAUAAAUUUUAAGAUGUGGCCGUACUGCAGGGAACAUAUGAAGAGUUUCUAGUUGACUAAGGAACCCUAAAAAUGCAAAACCAGAGAAAAAUGUGCAUUUUAUCUUUCGAGGGAACUAAAUUUCAAAAAGCCAUGUGUACAUUACUAUUUUUUUCGAUCAGUGGUUUUUUUCUAGUCGCUUCUCUAUGUUAAUAUCUAAGGUGAGAUGGGGUAAGAAAAACACUAUGACGGUUACAAAAAGUGUAAUUAUUCUUGUCCCGGUGUUCCUCUUACACCAUCUCACCUAAUCAGAAUACAAAAGUUUUUUUCAAUUCGGGUGAGUGAAGGAAACCCGACUAAGUACCUCCACCUUCUACUAUAAUAUUAGGUUUAAUUUCAUCAUCAUCACUUCGCCGAACAAAUUACAGCUUUCUAGCAAUCGCGUUAAAUAAAUUCAUCAAUUUAUAAAACGAGUCUCAAUCCUUUAAUAAAGUAACGCGUGGUUCGAACAUAUGUAUAUGCGAGGCAUUCGGUGCCGACUCGGCGUGCUCUCCACCUGUCUACAGUUACAUCGGCACACGAACGAGCUUUUGAUUUGUUUAACUUUUAUAAAAGUUAACUUGUAUUUUUAGGACGAAAGGUGUUCCGUUUAGAAUAUCCGUAUCUGCGCCGUGUCAUAAGAUGCAGAAGAAGGACAACGCCUCCAUGAACCAGUCAUUGGCGACGGCGAUUGGCUCAGCACCUGUCAUCAAGGCUGGGAUGUCGCCGCUGCUAGGCCCCGAGAACACGCUGUGCGAGUGUCCAUUCUGCUUCGCGAGCAUCAAGACCGCGGUGCAGUAUAGCACUACAUCUCGCACGCACAUGGCCGCAGCCCUUUGGUGCUUGGCAUGUUGCCUGUGCUGCGUGCCGUAUGGAUCGGACUCUGCCAAAAACGCGGACCACUACUGUCCCAGCUGUCAUAGAUACUUAGGUACUUACGAAAAGUAAGAAUAAAUAAACUUGAGCCUCAGUUUUCUUAUUUCGUAUAUUUUUGUAUUCGAUUUUAAGUUUUGAAGCGUUUCAAAAAUGAUUGCAGUAAUGUAAGUUGAAGUUUAUGAGAGAAUUAGUACCCGGUAUAAAAAAAAAAAUGAUGAGAUUACAAUAAUGUAAUAAUUUCUUCAUCCAAAGUAAUAUUACGCUUAAGAGGAAAGAGGACGGCCGAUUCUCCAUACAAACGUAGUCCCCAUUUUCCUCUCUGGAUAUUGACAUGUGUGAAAAUAUUUUUAGAUUAUUUGAUGUAUAUUAACCAUAGCUAUGCCCCUACGUUUGAGUUUUUUCGAUUGUUGUAUAAUUAUAAAAAUUAAGAGCGAAAAACAAAUUUCAUACAAAAUUUUAAAUGCUUCUAACUCCAAUAAUAACUAAAAUUUCCGAAAAAAAUCAAACGUAGGGACAUAGCUGUGGUUAAUAUACAACAAAUUGUGUCAAAAUAUUUUCAAUAAUGUUAAUAUCCACAGAGGAAAAAGAGGACUACGUUUGGAUGAAAAGGUGAUUUCGCGCGGGUCCUCCACGUCCGUCGUAACUUUCAAACUAUUAAAACUAUAUCACUUUGGUUCCUAAAGACGAAUAUGUAGCAAGUUUGUCACUAAACAACUGUGUUAUGGAAAGUACCUAAUUAUUGGUGACGUUUUCAAGCAAAAGGUACCACAUUGUCGCUUGCCAAAAGAACGCGCUGACAGCUUAUUCGUAUAAAGAUACGAGCAAAUUUCGUCCGUAUGGUAAGCGACAAUGUGGUACCUUUUGAUUCACAUUCGUAUGAAGUCACUCUGUAUACAAAAUUAACAUAAGUAUUUGAUGGAGUACAUUUAUAAUAUUAAUACCGUACGAACUUAAUGUUCAUUUAUUUUUUGUAUAGAAAUACAUAAUAAAAUAAUUUCCUCAUAUAA